UGUUUUUGACGUGUUUGCUUCAAGUUUAGGAGUAAGUAACGUGAAGUAACUUUUGAACUGGUACUAGCUAGCUUACAGUUCCUGACCGUUGACGUUACUCAGAGACUAACGAAAUUCAGACGUUGGUAAAAUUGAGUAAAAUUUAAAAGCUGCGGAGUGUUUUAGGCAGCUUUUCUGGUGUCUGGGUGGUUUGUUGUGGUCGUGUGUGUCAUGGUGACACAGGGGUGGGUCUUUACUCUCUUUAGUUUUGCGGUUUUCAAGGCAACCGACCCCCUAUUGUUGAAUCUGCGUGUCUACAGUUUAAGCCAACCUGUCUGUUUGUCCACGAUGUGAAGGUUUGCACAUCUAAUAUGAGGCACUGCAUCCAAAGGCCUCCUGUUCCCCGACACUGAAGGGAAGUAGAUGAGUCUGUAGCUGUACGUCUGAACCUCCACCAGCUUAAACACAUGUACUGCAAAGUCUAAACUUCAUCCAGCAUGGCUUUAGAAGUGUCCCUAACUGCAGAGGAAGAGAAACUAGAAAAGAUGCAAAAGGUUCCUAUGCCUGGUUGAUUCACCAAAGGAGGCAUUAGUUUGGUGGAAAGUGAAUGGAAACGAGAAGAAAAACCACAGCAGGGGUUCCGUUCUGGACCCCUGCCCCGGUCCGGCCUUCACUGAACAGCUCCGACGACGCCUGGGAGGAUGAGGACGAAGGCCAGCCGGCGAGGGAGGAUGACUUUGGGAGCCAGAUGGAUGAGAAUGGCAUCAUUGGACUGUCAGAGGUUUUUGAGGAUGUGGGGUUGGGGGAAGAUUAUGGUGAUGUAGAUCCAGAAGGGGAUCCUGGACCCAACAUUAAAGAGGAGGCGGACCUGAGUGGAAGUAAGAGGAAUAAACCACCUGAGGAGCUGAACUACAACCUGAGUGAAUGUCUGUCCAACACAGAAUCAGCAGGUUUUGACGUGAUAGGUAGGUUAAAAGCCAGAACAGAGGAUAAGAAGAGGUACGGACACCUGGAUAUAACAGAGGAGGAAGAGGGAAAGAGGAAAGGCAGGAGAACUAAUAAACACAGAUAUAAGAGCACACCGGGAGAGCUUGGAGCUACAAAUGGUUUGACAAGAGAGGAGAUCAGCUCAACAUCUUAUAGUCUAGAACCUGCUGGACUCUCCAAUCAUCACUGCCCAGUUUCAGUUACUUCCCCCAGUUUGCUCCAUCUUCUGCAUUUCACCCCUGAGGAAUUAGCUGCUGCACCAGGAAUCGAAGCCGAAACGUUUCCAGAAAUGGGCUUCACAGAAAGUCUUUCAGAAUCUCACUGCAGCCAUAAAAGCCUCAAGUUGAGUCCUCGCCGUUCUGAGAUAAACCUUGAAGCUUCUCCUCAGCCGGAAGCAAGAGUUUCAGAGGAAGUUGUGUCAAAUCAUUACAGGAGAGUCAGUAAAAACCCUGGAGAAGUUUCAGAAAAGUCAGGUCACAAGCAGCCAAGGAGGACAGUGAAUCUCUCUCCAAAUGCUAGAUAUUCAAGGACUCAUGCUGCCAGUACAAUCAGUGACAACUCCGUUAAAUCCAAACAGAGCAGAAAAGCACCUCUGAGCUACCAGACGCCUGAUUUCUCCAAAGUGGAAUCCAAAAUUCGCUUCCCCAAAGGUUCCUACAAACCCCCCAAGAGCCGAAUCUCACACACCGUCACAUCGGAUUCUCUGUCUCCUGAGCCCGCCUUAAUGUUUAAAUCCCCAGCGGACAUCGUGAAGGAAGUCCUGCUGGACACCGAUGGAUCUCCUGCUUCAUCAGACUGUGACAGAUCUCCAGCCGGUGCCGCCAACUCCACUGUGCCUCUGGAUUUUAGGUCCAAGCGAAAUGCCACCACGCUGAUGGAACACCUUCAGGAAGCCUACAACAGUCUGCUGACUAAGUACGCUGAGGCAGAGAACACGAUUGAUCGUCUGCGUGUGGAAGCCAAGGACAGAAUUAUAGCGAACCAGCAGUGCAGGUCCAGACAGUGUCAGGACAUCACAGACAGAGCAGUCAACCUGUACUCAGACCCUCCAAAGCCAGGUCAUUUGGUUCAGGCCGGACUGAACCACGACGCCUCAAAGUUCAUAAAGCUGGAUUUUCCUCAGGCUCAGAAAGCAGAGAUCACGUCGCCUUCUCUUCAUCCAAAUGAACAUAGCUCUCAUCAAGGAAGUUCAGCUGCCUGUGCAUCUCCCAGAAGUCCAGUUCAUCAGCCAGGACAGCAGGUCACCUCUGUUAUCUUCAGUCAGACUGACAAGUUCCUCCAGCAGCUGCAGACUUUUGAGCAUCUCUUGAAAAGUGAGAAACUCAAACCUUUUGAGCAAAUGAAGGGUCUCACUCAGCUGUCUGAGGGUCUCGACUCUUUAGAAAAAGGCUACCUGUUAGCAAGAGAUGAACACAAAGUCCUGCAGCAGCGAGGAGUAGAAAUCAGCGACUUUGACCCUGAACGGGAGCUGGAGGGGCUGAUCUUUCAGUGUGGGCUUCGCAUGGAUGAGCUGAAGGAGCAGGUGGAGCAGAUGAGAUGGGAACAACCCACCUGUGAGGCUCCACCCAUUCCUCAACCCGCCUCCUCAUUUACACUUUCUGCAGCCGCAGAAUCCCUGAUUCAUCCACAGAUCCCUCCUGAGCCUUUGCUGGUUGAUCCUGGUGAAGCAGCACAAAUAGAAGAGAGUUCAGUCAGUAGUGAGAGCGAACUGGAAGAUGAAGAAACUCUGAAUUCUCUCCACCUCAACCCUCCAAAUGUUGAACUCCGAUAUGUUGAGCAUAACUUUUCCAUGCCAGAUCACUACCAAAGCUUCAAGUGGCUUCCUAAACUUCUAGACCACAGUUUAGGGGAAGGACUUCCUCCGUCUGCUGCUUUAAAAACUGAAUUGCAGCCUGAGGACAAGAAGCACGAGACACUGGAUCAAGAACCUGAAAACAGCAAAGUCUGGAAAACUCUCCCACAGAGUGAAACCACUUCAGACCCUCCCGACUCUCCAGCUGACACCGGUAAACAGUGGAGCAGCAGGUCCAGUCCUCCUUCAUACGGCGCCUCCAGUCUGUCCACCCCAGUUCCUCCCAGUAGCAGAAGUAGGUUGGAUCUGAGAAAGUCCCACAGCAGCAGUCUGAGCAGCCUCGGAGAUAUUCCUGCAGAGAGGAUGAGCUCCAAGGGUCAAACUGGGAGCAGGAGAGCACAUUCUCAGGAUGGGAUCAUCUCUCCAGAGAUGGACAGCGGUUUUGUUGGUUCAGAGAGCAGCCGCCUGACUCCUGCUGCAGCUUCCAGUCCUGUCCAGCAGAGGGCAUCAGAGAGCAAUGCUUCAGUGCCUCAGGAGGGAAACUCUGGAAGGCCUCAGACAGGGCUGGUCUCUACUCCAUCUUCAUCAUCAUCACAUCGUCCAACAGCAACAGAGCCAAAAUUGGACUCCCAGUUUAACCCAGAUCAGCCAAGGAGAACCAGACCAGGACGGAGGAGACGAACCUUCUCUUGUUCUCCACAACGUUGGGUCAGUCGGAGAGAACAAACACCGGCCGACGGUGACAGCAUUUUUCCUUUCUCUGCAGCGUCCACUCGCUCUGAGGACUCUGACCACUGCUACAGAUCCAUCGACUCCCUCCACAGCCCCCCCUCCAGCUCCUCACGGGCUGCUCGGUAUCACCAUGGCAAUUCUCAGGCCGCGAACUUCAAUGAUGCCAUCCAGACACUACAGGCUGAAGUAACCAGACUGAAGGAGAGACUGGAAAGCUGUCUGAAGAAUAAGAAACCUCUCAGCUCUGUGCAAGCAGCUCGUUCAGCUCUCAACACCUCCUCACCGCGCAUCAGGACUGUGGAGCAACGAAGAGAAGCCAGCUGUGGAAGAAGAGAAGCUCGGUCACUUGAUGAAGUACAAGAGGAAUCUGUGCUGAGACGAACAACCAGAUCAGCUUCUGCACAAACACAAAAAACACAACAAGACAUCUUGAGAAAAUCCGAGCUGGACUCGUCCUCUCCUCAUCCUCAGGUGUCCAGAUGUCCUCAAACAUCUGCAGCACCAGACAGCAGCUGUCAACACACGACUUCAGUCCGCAGCAGGAGAACACAAACCGCAGCAGAUGAACCCGACAGCAGCAGAAGUCGAGCCUUUCUUUGUCCUCAGUGUUUGUCGGGUCGCAGGGGACGACGAACUGAACGUCCAGCUGGUGGCAUCAGAGAGUCGACUCUUCCCUCCACUUGCUGCCGUCGGUGUCCUCUUUGUGGACGCCUUGAACCGAACACAUGCACUGAGCCAGACUGCCACCGACACUCAGAGUCUCCCGACAGAACGAUGAGCAGGAGAUACUUUGCAGAUUCACCUGAGCUGCUGGAAUACAGGCCGGUCGGUCCAACGCCACUCCUGUUGUUCCCGUCACCGCUCUACAUCUCAGACACCAGAUCUUGCUCGGCUGUCAGAGGCAGGAGAAGACGCUCGCUGUCGGCCGACAAGCUGCUUUCUGUGGACGGUUCCCUGAACAGAGCAAUCAGAGCAGCUCGAAACAUGAAACACACCUCCAGGAACAUGGCUCGAUCUCUGGCCACUAGCCUGCAGUACCAGGAGCUGCUGACUUAAUCCUGCAACUACUCAACUUUAGAACUGAAAACCAUCAGUUCAGCUGCAGAAUGAAGCGUUUACCAGGAGCCAGAACAACUGAGUGAAGGACCAAAGUGAAUAAAACAAUAAAAAAUAUUCUUCUUUGUAUAA
This is a messenger RNA of Amphiprion ocellaris (clown anemonefish), 4678 nucleotides long. It is a transcript of the gene akna, whose product is annotated as AT-hook transcription factor. Lineage: Eukaryota; Metazoa; Chordata; Actinopteri; Pomacentridae. The coding region runs from base 587 to 4546 and encodes 1319 amino acids. Gene Ontology annotation, cellular component: centrosome. The transcript has 23 exons. Gene Ontology annotation, biological process: neuroblast delamination; neuroblast division in subventricular zone; epithelial to mesenchymal transition. The record is from RefSeq and is a predicted model, not a curated record.